Messenger RNA from Anthostomella pinea, 483 nucleotides. NCBI's taxonomy places the organism in Eukaryota, Fungi, Ascomycota, Sordariomycetes, Xylariales, Xylariaceae. The record is from the annotation of a GenBank genome assembly.
AUGGCCGAGAAACAAGCCAAGAAGCUGGAGGACUGGCUCAACGAGGAGGUCAAGGACGACAAGUGGCAGAGUCUCAUGGGUGUAGCUACGGAGCAGAAGACCGUGGCUUCGGAAGGUAGGUUCCGACUCGAUCUUCAGAAGCCACCGCCCGCGGAAGACCCCUACAACAACCUCCAAGUCCAACUUAAUCACCCAGAGACGGGCAAGAGAGCCAAGAGCAAGAGCAAGAGCAAGAGCCAGAGCGACGCGCUCUCCAAGUACUACCAGCCCCCGGACAGCGUCGCCCUGGUCCACGUAAACAAGGACUGGGCUAGGUCCGCUGAUCUUGCGACGUUCAAGAACACCCUCAUACAGGCGCUUCUGCAGUCGUUCCGCGGAUCUAUGGCGCUGGCUGAGCUUAAUCGGGGCGGCGGAAAGCCGCCUGUCAAGAAGUUCUGGAUCGAUGAGGAAGGGCUUGUGAAGGGCAUGUACCCGGAUGUGUGA